UGCGUAAUAAACGUAAUAAAACAAACAAACACAUUUGAUUGCAAUCUCGCAACACUGGUUAACAUCCAAGAUGGCGGAGUACGGGGCUCAUCUGACGGGUCACAUCGCCCAAAAACCAUCAAUUUUCGAAGUCCUCGCCCAGGAAAACCUCGCAAAAGCGCUGCGGAACGCAGCCAGCCACCUCUUGUCCUACUUCACCUCGACGGGCGACGGCCGAAAGUGCUGUUUCGUGCGCGCUCACAUCGACGAGCUGGUGACGGUGUCUGACGUAGCCAUCCAACUGUACCACCUGCGUCGCUACGGCGGCUCCUUUUCGGAACACUUUUACGGCCUCCACCGCAUCGGCCCUGACGGCUCCCUACAACGGAAACACCUCCUCCGCUCCCUCGCAGUCCUUGUGCUGCUCCCGUACGCCCGCAACAAACUAGACGCCGCGUUUUCCAAACCGCAAACCCAAACCGAGGGCUGGCGACUGAACCUCCACCGUGCCUACGGGGUGUUCGGUCUCGUCUGGGAAGCACUUUCCCUGAGUUUCGCGCUGCUCUACGCCGUCGGCAAGUCGCCCGUACACUCGCCUUCGUUAACCCUAUCCUCCGUUCGACUCGCGGUAGCGCCGCCCGUCGAGAACGCCGUGAGCGGUGGCAACGUCGCCGCGAGAGCCAUGCGCGGUGUCGCGGACGCCGCGUCAGCGACGCUCGCCACGGCCGCGUUUCUGCUGCAUUUCUUGGACUGGUGGAACGCGCAGCGGCGAGGGAGCUUAAUACCCGCGCCGCCGGUGCCCCCGCCUCCCCCUAGUCGUAGGAAGGUGCUGGGGCAGCCAGACCUGUGCCCGCUUUGCCACGAACACGUGAGUCGUCGUGCCGCCGUGAUCCCCGCGAGCGGAUACGUGUUUUGUCACGACUGCAUUCUGGAACAUCUCUUCCGUAGUCCGCGGUGUCCCGUGACCGGGUACCCUGCGUCCGUCGAGAAUCUCGUGCCUAUACUUGGACAGUGAGUGCCACUACGGUUCCUGGAAGGCAACUUCAACCGGUGUCCUUUUUUAGCAUCCUACAUCGACCAUGCAUCGAAAAUUGCCCCUAAGUGGUAAAAAGUGACGUCACACAAGCCGGCCUGUCGUGUUGUUGGAUGUCGCGAUCCUGGCGGCGAAAAAUACGAGCGAAUGUAUGUCGGUGUCGUCACUGCAACCGAUACCACCAGGAUUGCAGGCAGCGACAACGUGACACUUCUGCGACGUGAGCGGGCGCAAAAUCAAUGAAAAAGGGUGCGUUCCAGACACCCUGGUGUCACCGUGCAAUUCACACCGAGGAAAAUGCUUCUUGUAAAUCUGCAGCUACAAUGUUUACUUUCUUGCUUCAAUAGCGGACCGCAUACCUUGCUUUCGGAUUAAAAACAAAGGGAGGGACAAAAACCCCAUCAUGUUUGCGACUGUCCGUCCUUUUUGGUUCAUUGACAUUGCCACUGUAGUCGCCAACAGAAUGAGAACAGCAGAGAGGAAAUUCAGUUGUCCCGCUUCCAGUGCUAGCAUACUAGCUUAAGUACCACUUCAGCACCCCGCAAGGUUCGAGCGUGCACAUGCAGAUAAAGCAUGGUGGAAGGCAAUGGGCGCACGCCGGAAGCCAGUCAUCCGAAAGAGACGCCUCGCCGUUCUCGAUCUGUUGGU
Messenger RNA from Ixodes scapularis (black-legged tick), 1660 nucleotides. It is a transcript of the gene Pex12, whose product is annotated as peroxisome assembly protein 12. Lineage: Eukaryota; Metazoa; Arthropoda; Arachnida; Ixodida; Ixodidae. The record is from RefSeq and is a predicted model, not a curated record. The transcript has a single exon. Gene Ontology annotation, cellular component: peroxisomal membrane; peroxisomal importomer complex. Gene Ontology annotation, biological process: protein monoubiquitination; protein import into peroxisome matrix. Gene Ontology annotation, molecular function: zinc ion binding; protein binding; ubiquitin-protein transferase activity. Bases 71 to 994 code for a protein of 307 amino acids.